GAACACUUGCUGAUCGUGUUAGACCUUAGGUUGGCUGAGGAUUAGGAGCGAUACACCAACGUCAUUAACAGGACGAACAGCAAUGGAGCCAUGACUACAUAACUACUCAACGUUCUAAAUAUUAUACGUCUAUAAUACCCACCGCUUGUAGCGAUGUCUGGGUCCCCGGUGACGGUGAAAAAACCACGUCCAAAGAAUGACUCGGUGGCGGCCUCUAUUAAAAACAUUCGAGAGCAAAAAGGUCUCGAGAGACAGCUCACACACAUCGAGAAACUAUGGCACUUAGAGCUGAAAAAUCUAACUCGUGAAAAACUCGAAGUCACAUAUGAACUUACGCGACUCGAGGAGGAGAAGCAACAUCUGGACUAUCUGAACGAAGAGGUGGAAGGAAACAACCUCAAGACAUACACCGACACCAUCAGGGACAAAAACGGACAACAGAAGGAAGAAGAUAAACAGAUUGAUAAGUUUAAUUAUCAGAAUUCCGAGUUGAACAAGGUACAAUUAAGACUACCCGAUGUUCAUAAACCUGUGGAUAUCUUAAAGGAAAAUGGAUUACACCAGUCAAUGCCGGUAGCAAAGAAACCGAAACUAUAUAGAUCUAAUUCUAUUCUGAGACACCAGAUUCAUGCCGAAAACAAUGUAAGUUUUCCUACAGAGAGCACAAUCACACGGACAGAAUCAAAGGAAAAUGUGAAGAAUAUCAAUUUACCUGACAUUAUGUGUUCCGACCAGAGCAAAACAAAGUUUGUGAGGAUGAUAGAAAAGGAUGUGGAGAGAUUUAUAAGUAGUGAACAUAACGUUGCAGAAACGCCCAGUACGCCACGUUCCAAAUUUUUCAGGCGAAAAAAGCAGUUGUCGUUUCCUCCUCUCACAACCAUGCGUGACCGACGACACACGGUGCUUUAAAUAAUAUAUUUUCUGCAAAUUUCUUUAAUUUGGCUCACAAUGAAUAAUUGUUAUCGAUGAAAAUUUGUUCCAAACAAAUCUAACAGUACAACACUGAUGCUAUUUCUGCGUAAUUCAUUACAAAAUCAGCAUCAGUCUGAUAUAUUAAUUGAAUGACAACUAAGCAAUAUGGAGCUAGGACUUGUUGUAUAACAUAUGUAGUACUUUUAUCGCACGCGUUGUUUGUAGACAGGGGUUUGAAACGUAAAACUGUUAUCAUUGGUGCCAUAAUGUGAACAGUGAUGUUAAAGUGACAGUUACCUGUAUAAUAUGUUCUGUUUAUCUUCGAAAUAAAUAUACUGCACAAAAAUAA
This is a messenger RNA of Pecten maximus, 1261 nucleotides long. RefSeq lists its product as uncharacterized. NCBI's taxonomy places the organism in Eukaryota, Metazoa, Mollusca, Bivalvia, Pectinida, Pectinidae. The transcript is spliced from 2 exons. The coding region runs from base 154 to 909 and encodes 251 amino acids. The record is from RefSeq and is a predicted model, not a curated record.